AAAUAAAUCACAUCAGGCAUUAAAAUACAUGUGAGUUUAAUAGGCAUAAAUAUGAUUAAAUGUUAAUUUCUGUACACACACACACACACACACAACACGAACAGAUGAUAUAUCAGUACAUAUCUAGAUGUGAAUCUCAGGGCAUCUCUGUGCCUGUGGCAGUCCUGUAUCUGUUACCAUGGCGACAGCUCCCAUCCUUCAGUGAUAUAGCAGAGAUCAGACACACAAGAUUUCAUCAAUAUAAACAUUAUAAUCUAGAUAUGUUGUAAAUGUAGUAUAUAUUUUAUAACAGUGCGGUUGUAGACAGCAUGGUUUGUUGUUGUGUAUGAUGUGAACUGACAGCAGGGUUAGUAUUUGGUGUGUGUGUGUCGGAUGAAGGGCUUUCACCAAUCACCAUGGCAACACACGUGUGUUCAUCAGACUCCACUCAUUGUUUAAUGUAAUCUGUUAUAAGAUGCUAAGUUGUCACAUACAUGUGCUUGGUUUUAGGGACCCGUUGACCUGCUCUGCUCCUGUGUGUCUGAAGUGGGACAUCGCCAUCUGGAGGUGAGCCAAGGCAUUAUGGGUAAUCCCACAGGAAGUGUGUGUCUGUGUCCUCCUGCAAACACACACAUACACACACAUAAACACAGACCGCCUGCAGUGCAACUGCUGUCUAUCUGAUCUGAACUGACAUGGCCCUCGAGCAAUGUGUGUGUGUAUGCAUGCACGCAAACGCACAAAAAGAUCCUUUACAUCUCCUGAGCUAUAAUGGAGAAACAUCUGAGCAGUAAGAUUUUUCAGUGGAGUUGAAGACACACGCGUGUUGAUUUAUUCAUGAAGAUCUUCUGGUUUAUUUGAGCGUCUGAUGGCUUUGACACAGAUUUGCACUUUGCUGAUGGUUGUGUCGUGCGCUGGAGAGAUCUCACGUGUUCAUCUGCAGCGGUGUGUUGCUCUGACUGCUGUCAGGUCCUGUUACAUCCAAAAACGGGGGGUCCUUAAAAAACCCAGAUGAGGGGCGAGAUAACAUCUAAACCAGAGGUCCUGAAGAUCUGCUCUCCUGAAGGGUUCAGCUCAUCAAGAAACUGUUUUAUUAUCUAUCAGAGCCUCAUUAAUAAAACACAAUAUUUAUUUUCUGUCUUUAUAGUGCCGAGAGAGAGAGAGAGAGAGAGAGACCUGUGCCAGCCAAUCAGCUUUAAUUCUCAGCUAACAGACACCCCUGCGCAUCCAAUCACAGCUUGUAUGUGAGUGAGUAGGCGUGGCUUGCGUUCCAGCAGGGUUACUAUGCAGCUGUGGGCGGGGCUUGAGCGCUGGAGUGGCAGUGCUGUGGAGCGGAGGAGAGAGACGGCAUUGUGUUAUCCGACUGCGCUGCGUGGAUCUGACUGCAGCUCUGCAUGCUUGCAUGCAUGCACGCGCGUGUGCUCAUGUGUGCCAGCGACUGCUGCAUAGCUUCUUCUUCUUCUUCAUCAUCAUCAUCUUCUUCUUUUUCAUCUGGUGUUCAGCGUAAUUCCACAUCAGCAUCCAGGCACGAUCCUGCUCAUCUGUUGCCGUGGUGAUGGGCUGUCGACUGUCAGGGCCGUGGAUGGGCGACGGGAUGGGGGUUCACGGUCGGGAUUUAAGUCACCUGCAGAAAGGAGAGGCCUUCCGUAUCCUGGCCAGCUAUGAGCAGCCAAUCACGCUUCAGAUUGAGGGACGAGGUGGGCGGAGCCUGCAGUAUAACAGAACGAUGGAAUGCAGUACGCAGACGGAAAGGUCGUGGGAUCCUCUUCGUCUUCACUCGUGUACCGUACCUCGACUGCCGCACUCCGACAGGUCUUACUAUAAUCACAUGACCCUGCCUGUUAACCGUAGAGAUGGAAGCAGGUAUGAAUAUCUGCCGAACACAUCCAGAGACCUACAGCACAGAGAACGAUCGUCAUAUCAUGACCCAGAGUUCUCCAGUAGAACAUCAAAAAGCCAAAACUGUCUGAUCCGCUGCUGUAACAGCAACCUGGAGGAACCCAGAAGCUUCCAGAGUCAGACUGAUGAUGAAGAUUAUAUGAUGGAGAAACCGCUGGGUUACCUCCCCCUACAUCACGAGCUGGACAGCGGACUCGGCUGGACGGACGGCAGUUUUCAUCAGGGUGAAUUAUCUGGGGUGGAGACGGAGGAGGGGCUGGAGGAGUGCCACGCCCACAGAGGAGGAGGAGGAUCACCCUCAUCAGAGUCCUUCAUGUCAUCUGAAUUAAGUGACUCUGGGUUCUACAGCGUCAGCACCGGCGAGUUCCUACGCUUCCAGCGUUUACUCGAGAAACGCAUGCGUCAUUACAAUGCUCGCAUGCACCACCAGGGGGAGUCGUGUUCGCGCGAGCGGAGGGACAGUCAGAUUAAACACCGCGAGCUGGAGGCCAUCCCGGAGGCGUUGACGGUUCAGCCUCAAAACAUCUGCGUACCGACGCUUCCGGGUUUGUCUCGCGUCUCGUCCGUGCAGUACCGUAAGGCGGAGCGUCCGUGUCUGAACAGGCACAGCUCCAGUAGCGGCUCGCUGUUUAAUCCAGCGGUACACUCCACGUGCAGUACGCCAUCCGGCCAGAGGAGGGUGCUGCCUCACCCCAGCUCUGUCGGUAUGCUCAGAAGAAGCAGGACAUUGCAUCACCGUCCUGCGCCGAUGGAGUAUCGCCGACGGGCGAGCCACCCCGCAUCGCCCAACUACUGCAGCGCCACUCUGCAUCACUGUGGCCACAGAAUCGACCCGCCGAUGAAUUUACCUGAAGAACCGGACAUGGCGCUUAUGCACAGUAUGGGUCACCUAACGACACACCCUAUCGCACACCCCGUCGCACACGCUUCACACGCUGUGAGUCAACCGUCUCUGAUCCCUCCAAUUGACGACCACAGUCGUGUUCUGCCUCCAGACCCCAAUGAGGACGACAACAGAAUCCGAGCGUCGACUGAAUCCCACCUGCAGCAGAGGUUUGCUGCGGAGUUACCGUUACCCAGCCGACCGAGCGAAGGGCGAUAUCAUACCCUGAGUCACACGCCCAGUCAAGAAGCCAACGAUACCUGGCCUAAACCCGACUACCGUUCGGGCACAGGAGGCGGAGGCGGUCUCUACAGCACUUUGGAAGGCCACACGCCCACCGCAGCCAUCCGUAAAUCACCCAGCACAAACACGCGGGCGUUUCGAAAUCAGAUGUUGCGAGACAGAGCGUCUCGACUGGCGGACGAGCGUAGCGGCAUGAGCACAGACGAGGAGAGUCACGGCGACAUUCGAAUGGGCCGAUACUGGAGUCGCACCGAGCGUCGCGAACACGUGCUGCAGAAACAGAGACAGCAGCAGGCGAAGGGAGGCGUGGGUUUAGUCGCAGUGGGAGGAGCUUACAUGGAUAAUAGUUACAGUACCGUUCUGGAGCUGAGCCAGAAGAAACUGAGUCGUCUGAGGAACCGGAAGCUGUUCGACGACUGGACGACCGUAGAGGAACUUCUGACUCAUGGAAACCGUCUGGGUGUGAGCGAAGACGCCCUACAGCUGCCAACGUCUUUACUCACCGUCACAACUGUAUAGCGACACUCAUUGAGUGAAUUUAUGGAAAGCCCCUCCUCUCAAUCAUAAAUCUGAUACUCUGGGAAUAAUAUUGGAUAAUCUAUGGACAGAUGUUGGAUCGGGUGUGCAGGGUUAUGAUGGAGAUCAGGCAGCGUGUGUUGUGAAGUGUGACGGUUCUUGCACUAUAACUGUAGUUCGGUAAAGUAUUUUUAAAGCUAUUUUUCUUGUGCUCUUCACAAUUGAUGUCACGAAAAGAAACAAAGAACUUUUUUAAAGAAUUAUAUAUAGAGAAAAACGGCAGUAACAUACUUUGGUGAUCCUGAUAAUGCACUGACGUUUUCGUUUUGUUCUAACGUGCAAAUUUAUGGGAUAUUUUUGGGGCACCUUUCUGCAAACCAGUGGGUUUCAAAUUCAUGAAACACAACCAGAAAAAAAAUUCUGUGUAUAUUUGAUGCAAAUUUUAACAAUUUUACACAGAAAUAUUUGCAUAAUUAGAUCAUUUACAUAAUUAUGGUUUACAAACAUUAAAUGAGUUGACAGUUUACGUAACAAUUAGGGAUGCACCAAUACUGUGCCGAUACCGAUAUUUGAUUACUUAGAAUGAUAUCUACUGAUACAGAUUUGUUUUUUCCCCAUUGUUUCAAAAUAUUAUGUUAUAAAAUCCUAGAAGUGCAGAGCGUACAAAUGUUAACUCAGUUGUCAUGUUCACCCAAAAAAAAGGAUUUGUUUAAAGCAAACAGCUGAUGUCCUAUAUUGGAAACAUUUUUUUAUCUCCCGAUUCCGAUAUUCGAUUACUUCGAGAGAUACAUUUUUUUCUCAUUGUUUUAAAAUAUUAUGAUAUUAAAUACUUGAAUUAACUCAUUGUCACCUAAUUCAAAAUAAUCUGUUUUGAUGUCCAAUAGUGGGAAAAACGGUUUUAUCUGCCAAUACCGUUUAUAGGCUGAUAUAUCGGUGCAUCUAUACCAACAAUUAUUAUUUAAAAAAAAUUUACACAGAAAUUCAUUCAGUUCAAAAACUUUUAUCUGCCGAUACUGAUAUUCAAUUACUUAGAAUGACAUCUGAUCGUUUUUUCCCCCCAUUGUUUCAAAAUAAUGUGUUGAAAUCCUUGAAGUGCAAAGCGUACAAAAGGUAACUCUACUGAUACCGAUAGUUUUGAUAUCUUUUACCAAGUUUCAAAAUAUUAUGUUAUGAAGUGCUAGAAGUGCAAAGCAUACAAAUGGCAACUCUGUUGUCAUUGUCACCCAAAUAAAAAAAAGAUGUUUUUAAGCAACCAGCCGAUGUCUGAUAGUGUGAAAAACCAGCCGAUACUGAUAUUCGAUUACUUGCAUCAACUGAUACCGUUUUUUUUUUUACUCACGGUUUCAAAAUAUUAUGUUGUGAAAUUCUAGAAGUGCAAAGCAUACAAACGUUAACUUUGUUGUCAUUGUCACCUAAUUCAAAAUAAUCUGUUAAUAAGCCGAUGUCUGAUAGUGGGAAAAACUGUUUUAUCUGCCGAUACCGAUUUUAGGCCGAUAUAUCAGUGCAUCCAUACUAACAGUGUUUGUUUUUUUGACACAUUUACACAGAAAUUGAUUCAGUUUGUGUUUCUAGAUUGAGACUCUUGUGUUUGAUCAGAAUCUGUCGUCUCAGUCUUUUCUUCAGCAGUAAAUCAGGAUUUUCUCCCACCUGCACUAUUUUUGGUGCACGAGCACUGAAGUGUUUACAAUUUUUCCUCACAACUGUGACUCUCUGUCUCACUCGCUCUUCAUCAUACUGAGGUGAAAUGGCGACAUUUUCGCUGCUCUGUGAAUAAUGGAUGUGAACGGACCGGACAUCUUCAUAUAACACACAGAUGAACACAAGCCUCUGUUUCACUUUUAGAGAUGAUUUUCUUGGAAUAUGAUGUACAUGUGGUUGUAAUAAAGAUGAGAUUUUAAUUAGA
Paramisgurnus dabryanus is the source of this 5423-nucleotide messenger RNA. The record is from RefSeq and is a predicted model, not a curated record. Lineage: Eukaryota; Metazoa; Chordata; Actinopteri; Cypriniformes; Cobitidae.